AGGACUCACAAUCUACUUAGCGUUAAGUAAAUGAGAUGUACAGACCGCGAUCUUCGCACUCUAGAAUCUUAGAUUUUCAAAGUCCUUCAAAUAAUUUUACUGAAACAGAAACGUCCACAAUGGCUGAAUUUCAGACUACAGGCUCUAUCCCCAUUAUUCCCGAGCAUAUUUUACCAGCUAUAACCAAGUGUUUCGAUCAGUUCUCCCAGGUACAAUGGGGAAUGAUUGAACAGGGAAUCUGGGACUCUGAUCUCCAAGCAUUACUGGCUGAUAUGAUAAUCGAAAUCAUUCAGAUAGUUUCUACCAGCAUCCUGAAACCUGCACUUCCCACACUUCAGGAGUUAAUGACAGACGAAUUGUCCCAAACAGAUAUCAGCAUACCUGUGGCAAAAAUAGCUCCGUCGCUGGGAGACUCUCUUUCAACCAGCAUUGGCAUCGCUCUUAACAUCCCCCAUGAAAACUGUCAGUCCAGUAAGAAGCUGACAAAACUGAUUGAAUUGGAGAUCUCAGAAAAGGUCGACUCAGCUGUGACUCUACUCUUGAACAACCCGGAUUUACGGUCAGAUCCUGCCGUUUAUGUCAGUGGAAAAAUGACAACCACAAAAAACCUUCGACGCAUGGUCUCUCACGCUGCCUCGUGUUUGGAAAAAUGUGCAGGUAAGCUAAGCAGCCAGUGCAUGUCAAAGGGCGGCGCAGCUAGUUCCCCUAGCCCGUCUAAUUCAGAGAGUACUGAAUCAAAGAUCUCUGAGAAGGCAAUGGUUGUUGAGGAGGUGAGCAGCGCUCUCACCAAAUGGAGCACAGACACAGGAAUCACAGAGGACAAUAAGGAUGAAAAUGACAUGACGCCUGUAGAGAUAAAAGAAAGUGAAACUGGAGAGAUGGCGGAAAGU
Molecule: messenger RNA, 890 nt
Organism: Haplochromis burtoni (Burton's mouthbrooder)
Lineage: Eukaryota; Metazoa; Chordata; Actinopteri; Cichliformes; Cichlidae
Source: RefSeq, a predicted model, not a curated record